AUGGGAUCGGGUAGUGAAUACCGCUGUAGUCAAAUAUUUUGCUACCCCAAGGCCACGUUUUUGCUUUUGGUAAUGUUCAACCAAAAAAAAGCGCAUAAAGAAGGAACUAAGAGUGAGAAACUCAUUCACGAAGAAAAUGUACGGACACUAAAGUUCUACCGUUAUUUAUUUUUGUCAUGUUAUGUAGUUUAUUUCGUUAUCACUUUAACAUUUUUCUGGUCAACCUUUACAAAACGUUACAUAACGUUGUCACUGGGCUGCUUCGGUGCUUGUUUAGCCGCUUAUAAAUUUAUGUCCUACAUGGCUUCACCAUCUUAUGCUGUCAACGAACGAGGGACUCGUCAACUGGUGGAUGCUGGCCUAGAUUUAAAUAUAGGGUCUGGUGGACUUGGAGAGCAAGCUAAAGAUGCAAUAAUCAUGUGCAGUUUAGUCACUAUGUUAAGCUUAAUUCAUCAAUAUUUCUGGUUCCUCCUAUUAAUUAUUCCUAUUCGGUUAUUCUACGUGCUUUGGGUAAAUAUUUUGGCACCGUGGAUAUUUGAUCCAAAUCAAGAAACUCAGGUAAAUGAAAAGAAACAAAAGAAAAUGGAACGAAAAAUGAGACGAGUUGGUCAUCUGAUGCAUGGUACAGAUAGAGGUGUUGGCCGAGCGAAUUAG
Molecule: messenger RNA, 654 nt
Organism: Schistosoma rodhaini
Lineage: Eukaryota; Metazoa; Platyhelminthes; Trematoda; Strigeidida; Schistosomatidae
Source: the annotation of a GenBank genome assembly